This is a messenger RNA of Dibothriocephalus latus, 618 nucleotides long. The record is from the annotation of a GenBank genome assembly. NCBI's taxonomy places the organism in Eukaryota, Metazoa, Platyhelminthes, Cestoda, Diphyllobothriidea, Diphyllobothriidae.
CAAUGGCGGGAUUUAGUAUCACGUUAUGAAAAACAAAAUCUCUACCUCGCUGAGGUGGCAGAACGUCUGAAUGAACUGUGUUUCCUGAUUCCUAAGUGCAAGUCAGCAAUCGCGGAUAGGCAGAAGCUCAUCACAGAUCUGCAAAAGAAGGUCAAGGAAUUCACUGUUAAUCAACAAUCCAAAGAAGCUGAACUAGAACGUUUUCGAAAACGCUUCGAAAUUACAGAUGAUUACGUUAGGUUGCAACUACUAGAAAAGGCCAACACGGUCCCGCAGUUGCUUUGUACUUUGCUUACCGACCUUCAUUCAGUUGCGCCUGCCGUCGAAUACUACACCUCAUUUACUGAAUUUGUAAAUAAAAGUACCUCCGACUCCCAAAAGGCGUCGACCUUGCCGUGCAAUACCCUCCGUCUUCUCCUCUCGUCUGGCAACGUAACAGUUUACGAAUGGAAAAACGGUCGAGCUCCAGACAGUAUAGGCAAGAGCGAUGAUUAUUUGGCCGACAUGCUGACUCAAGAACGCAAACGCGUGCAAAAACUAAAGACCGAGAUUGAAACCUCCGCUCAAAGUGCUGAACUUGAGGUACCCGUUGCCUGUUCACUUGCCAGUUUAUUUUAA